AGAAAAAAUAAAAUUAUAGAUUCAUUCAUUCAUUCAUUCAUUCAUUCAUUCAUUCAAUAAUUCAACUUCAUUCAUCCAUCAAUCAAUCUACAUUUGUCUCUUCUUUCCUGCAUUCUUUUAUCGAUGGGCACAAUUAAUUCAAAGAGCACCAAUUCGAGAUCUAUUCAAAGACAGACACAACUAGCAAAUGACACCGUAGACUACGGUUCACUCAUCCCUCAGGGACUCUACGGCAUCAUCACCCAAGACUACGAUGCCAAUGUUGUGACCAAGCUUAUGAGACUAGGAAAGCUUGCUCCUUUUUACAAAGGACUUGUUGAUCCUCCUGUAUUUCCUUUAGGGCAAGAUCAAGAAUCCCUGGAGCAGAACUUAUGCUUGGACAAAUCAAAGUUUAAAUUGUUAUAUACCAAAACAGCAGAAUGUCCUAUCUGUCUUCUUUGGUAUCCAGCAUGUAUCAAUUAUUCAAGGUGCUGUCAUCAGCCCAUCUGCACCGAGUGCUUCCUGCAGCUCAGGCGCCCUCUUGAUACCCUUUCUCCUGUCUAUUGCCCAUUCUGCGUCCGAUCCGAUUUUGGAGUGAUUCACACACCACCCGAAUGGAGUCAAUAUCAUAUCGCAUUUAAUGACAGACACCCUGGAUUUGGUCCAAGAACUGAAAAGUGGACUAAAGAAAAAAGAGUCGUUCUGAAUCUCGAUGACCCAGACGUUGUGCUUGUGGAUCAGGUACGACCUCAUUGGCAAGAAGAAAUGGCCGACAAGCUGUCCAAAAGACGCCGCCAUUCAAGCGUUCUGUCCGGAUCAGGAAGCACUCGUCGUGUCGUUGUUCGUCCUCGGAACCGAACAAUGACAGCAGUAUCUCAACGACUACAGACCUAUUCAGCCGGUUAUAUUGAAGAUCUUGACCUUCAUGGAGAUGCUCAGGUUAAUAAUACCAAUAUCAGAAGCAAUGGCAAUGUAAACGGUAACAGCAACGGCAAUAAUAAUGGAAAUGGCAGGGUAGACAACUAUCGUCAGCUGGAUCUCGAGGAUCUCCUCAUUCUAGAAACCAUUCGACGUACCCAUUCUAAUUAAGACUUAAGAAUUCAUGGAUAGUAGGGAUAUCCAAAUGUUUGUUUUCAUUUUUGUUUUGUUUUGCUUACUACUAUUACUCUUUGCUCUUUACUAUCAUUUACUAUCAUUUACUAUCAUUUACUAUAUCAUACUAUUCACACAAACUCUAUAUAAAUCAUAUAUUGGAUCC
This is a messenger RNA of Phycomyces blakesleeanus NRRL 1555(-), 1237 nucleotides long. RefSeq lists its product as hypothetical. The record is from RefSeq and is a predicted model, not a curated record. The coding region runs from base 124 to 1068 and encodes 314 amino acids. The transcript has 4 exons. Lineage: Eukaryota; Fungi; Mucoromycota; Mucoromycetes; Mucorales; Phycomycetaceae. Gene Ontology annotation, cellular component: cytoplasm.